Molecule: messenger RNA, 1803 nt
Organism: Suillus discolor
Lineage: Eukaryota; Fungi; Basidiomycota; Agaricomycetes; Boletales; Suillaceae
Exons: 6
Coding region: 1-1803 (600 amino acids)
Source: RefSeq, a predicted model, not a curated record
AUGUCCAUGUCUGACACUCGAAUACUCAUGCGCGAGCAGCGCGACAUGCUCAAACAGUUUUUGCCUGGGUUUAAGCUUGUUUGCUCUGGGUCUGUGGAAGAGCAGAAUAUGUUUUGGGAGAAUGCGUUCACUCAGUGGUUCAUGGCUUGGCCCGAACAUGCAGUAUACUACCCUGGGGUACCGCAGGAGCAGGAGCUGUCCGACUUACAACAGGCGUCACUCAAAUUUGUGAUUCAAUGUCGUCAACGAAUGCCUCAGAAAUGGACAACCGACGAACAAGAGGAAUUUCUCAUCCCCUUGUAUGCAGAAUUUCGCGAGUGCACUGCAGAAAAGAGGACCGAGGAGUUCUGGACAAAAGUUAAAAUAAUGUGGUUCAAGAGAUGGCCAGAGCGAAAAGUUCUAUUUGGCGACUUACCAGUAGACUAUGUCCUUACGCCAGACCAAGUGGAAAAAUUGGCAGCUGCUGUGAAAAGUCGCGAACAGCAACUCACCACAUGGUACUGGUGGCAAAAAAAUCCUUUGUGUCUGGGCCAUACGAGUGGCGUCAAAGGAGUAUUGAAGUUUAACACCAUGUUAGCUGGUGGUAUAGAACUUAAGGGGACUCAUGCACCACACAAAAUGGACGUCUACUCACAUGAAUACUAUGAGGAGAAAGUCAAGGACACUGCGGACACCAAAAUCAGAGUCCAGAAUGUUACUGACCAUGGACCAAAGCUAAAUAAGCGCUGUGAGGUCACACAUCAUGUGUACUCUGAAGAAAGUGAAGAAGUCAAGGAUAAGAUCGAAAGGAAGUACCAAAAGGCAAAGGCAAAGCAUGCAAAAGCGCGCUUACGCCAGAAGUCUGGCAAGCUGCCAAAAAUUGACGACAAGACGAAGAUUAAAGCUAUCCAUGAGCUUUGUCUGAUGCUUGAUUGGAUCCUCAAGUACCUUGCAUAUGCCACGGGUGGGUGGAAGUUCUCGAUCCUGAUGGGAGGAAACGAUCCUAGUACAGGAGAGGUGUCUGUGUACAACUAUCAUGUUGGUGAGCUUGAGAGUGGGGCGCAGUUUGAUCAGACAUACGCCAAUUUUGAUGCAGUGCAGGCUGCAUUCCUAAUGUUUGUCAAAGAUGCUCUCGUGUUUGAGUCCACAGUGCCCCAAGGCUUGGAUGCUGAGGAAGGGGAUGAUUCAUUGUUAAGCUCAGACGAUGACUCCAAUGAGGAGCGAGUGAUGAGCACUAGUGGUGAUGCGCAAGGCAGGUGUCAUGUGGAAGCAGAUGUUUCAAUCAACACUACCAGCAUGUACCGGAUGACUCCUCAGUCUGAGUCAUCCAUUGGAAAUGACUUUGGCGCCGCAUCAAGUGAUGCAUCAUUGACAUCUGGUGUUCAGCUCACCAGUGAUUCGCACUUUACAUCAUUCAAUAACCACGAUUUAAGUGGCGCCAACCUCUCUGUGUUUGACUACAAUAUGUUUACCACUGUCAUCAAUGACCCAAGUUUCUACAUCCGGAUUUUGGACUUCCCACCUCUGAAUGCUUGCCAUGAUACUAGUGCUUAUGCCGGAGUCUUUCUCCCUCUGGUUCCUUCUGUGACUUCCUUCCCAAAUGUUGGAGGUUCUGGGACGCAGAACGAAGCACCGUAUCCUGAAGUCUUUCUCCCUCCCGUUCCUCCUGCGACUUCCUUCCCAAAUGUUGGAGGUUCUGGGACACAGAACGAAGCACUGACUUUGCUGGUCGAAGCCAGAACUAGGCCUCAUCGUGGAAGUAUAAAUCUCAAAAAUGACAUCAUCUUCUCAAGUAACGAGCGAAAGCCUACCAAAAAUGAAUGA